Lactuca saligna is the source of this 1362-nucleotide messenger RNA. Lineage: Eukaryota; Viridiplantae; Streptophyta; Magnoliopsida; Asterales; Asteraceae. The record is from the annotation of a GenBank genome assembly.
AUGAGAAAGGGAGAGAGAAAGAAAGAAAGAAAGAAGAGGACUUGGGUUUGGGGGUUUGAUAUACAAAGACAUUUGAAGAUGAAGAUGAAGUCAACCAUGGGGUGUUUGAGAGAAAAGAAUGGCCUCCAUGUAUGUCAAAAAUCCAGCAAGAUUUCCAAGAACUCUUCUUCACAUAUCAGGAGUUUCCAUCAAGAAGCUCAACUUGAGACUUGUAUUUCUAACAAACACGAUGCAGAUUCUUUCUGCAAUGAAGCAACUAUGCAGGACAUUAGAAGCGAUGAAACUAACUGUUGUGAACAUCUAGAAGAAGAAAGUAUUCAGGAUCAUACACAAACUAACUGCUCUUCAGCCAUAGAAGUGGCAUCAUCAGGAGAUGAAGAUAGAAACUCAUGUGAAUAUCAAAGUUGUAAUGUCUCAGAUUUCUUCAUCUCAGACAUGUCUGUUUCAAGCCCACCCAUUGAAAGGAGCUCUUCAUCAUAUGGCAUUACAGAAGCCACAUGUUUGCCUGAUUAUGGAUGUGAUGAAUCAAACAUAUUUUUCGAUGAUGAUUACAUGAUACUUCCUUUUCUUGAAGACAGCAUUGACACUUGCAACAAGGAGGAGGAUGACAGCAGAAACAGUUUAGAACCUGUGAUGGUUUCAGAAGAAUCAAGCUUAUAUUUAGCAAUUCAUCAGCUGAGAUCAUGCAAUCAGGAGAUUGAAGUUAAUAAUUAUCCUGAAUGGGAUCCUGCUGAAUGUUUGGAUCCACAAAUGUUUGUUAAAAAUCUUCCUGACCUUUCAGAAGUUGAAAGAAAAACUGUCACAUUAGCACUUGAUUUAGAUGAAACACUGGUGCACUCUUCAUUGGAACACUGUGAUGAUGCAGACUUCACAUUUUCAGUAUAUUUUGAUCUCAAAGAGCAUACUGUGUAUGUAAAGCAGAGGCCUUACCUUAGAGAGUUCUUGGAAAGAGUAUCAGAAAUGUUCCAAAUUGUGGUGUUCACAGCCAGUCAGAGCAUUUAUGCAAAACAACUUCUUGACAUAUUGGAUCCAGAUGGAAAAAUCAUCUCUCAUAGGGCAUAUAGAGACUCAUGUAUGUUCACAGAUGGAAUUUACACCAAGGAUUUAACAGUUUUAGGUGUUGAUCUUGCCAAAGUUGCCAUCAUUGACAACUGCCCACAGGUUUUCCAGAUGCAAGUGAACAACGGGAUUCCAAUAAAGAGUUGGUUUAAUGAUCCAUCAGAUUGUGCAUUAAUUACACUUCUGCCCUUCCUAGAGACACUAGCAGAUGCUGAAGAUGUUCGUCCAAUAAUUGCCAAGAGAUUCGGUCACAUGAAGAUCUUUAAUGGGUUCAUUGUCAAAUGCCAUUCCUAUAGAUUUUGA